Molecule: messenger RNA, 5245 nt
Organism: Physcomitrium patens
Lineage: Eukaryota; Viridiplantae; Streptophyta; Bryopsida; Funariales; Funariaceae
Biological process (GO): mitotic chromosome condensation
Cellular component (GO): condensin complex; condensed chromosome
Source: RefSeq, a predicted model, not a curated record
AGUUGUUGACAUCGAUUCUAUUCCCCCGACGGUCGAUCGAUCGAUUAGUCUGUCGCUGCAUGCGGAAUGGGCUGGAGAGUUGUGGAGUGUGCAGCAGCAGCAGCAGGCUUGGAGGAGGAUGGAAGUCCGUCAUCGCAUUGUUGAAAAGGCCCAGCGUUGCAAGCAGUUUGGCUGUGCUACAGAGAACUCAGGCACUCCCAUCCUGUUGACCCGUUGUCCAAACUGUGAAAAUCUUUGGACGAAGAAGUAUGAUGGCGCCUACCGCUGGCAGGGGUGGAUGUUGUUGCCGAAUUAAUGAAGAAUCAUCUGGAUCUUGAGGUUGUCUAUGUUCAUAUGAACUUCGAGAAGCUCAACAGCUCAAGGAACGAUGAUCUCAAUUAGGAGGACGAUCUGGAAGGAGCGACGACAAAUUCGUAUAUUAUAUAAAACUACGUAUGGGGAGAGAAGAAUACGACUUUUAAUGGAAGGAGAUUACAUUCGUCGAAUCCCUGGGAUGGAUGACGCUCAUGUGAACCGUUGAGUUCAUUCGUUCCUUUGUUGCUCGCCGCUGGUUUUCAGCAACAAACGCAGGUUUUCAUCCACGUAUCUCCCGCGCAGAAUUCAAACCUUCGUCGUCUUCUUCGGGUUUGUCGAUCUCUUGUGUAGUUGAGUGUGCUCGUCUUUUUUUGCUUUCAUCUGCUCUUGUUUAUGGUUUUGAAAUUUCGACGUGAUUGAAGUUUGUCGAUGUAAGGAUGUCGUUAUCAUACUUGGCCUAUGACGUAUCGAAAUUCUUGAAAAAUUUAGUGGAACAGGGAAUAGUGCAGUUGAGCAUGAAGCAUUGAAAGCACUGGGAGUGUUGGUUCGUUGGAGGGUGUGGUUUACUUAUUGAUUCUCGUGCGGCAUUUUGGGAGAUGAAGGAUUAGGUAUUUGAUUUGGGGCAGUCUGGAGUAUCAGAAGCAGGAGAAGCAGAAGGAUGUUGAAAUCGUAGGUUGUUUACGAGACGAGUGAAAGACCUUGGCAAUUUCAUUAUCGUGUUUCGAGGGGUUGAGACGCUAGUCAAUUGAGUAGAGCUUUCUGCGGAUGUCGGAUUUCGCAUCUGUCACGGCUGUUCCUCUGCUUAGCUGAUAAAUACCUUGCUCAAUUGACGUUUUCGAAUUUCAAACUUGACCUGUGGUUCAUUUUAUUGUGAACAUUGGAGUUUUGAGAAGGGAGAAGGAAAAGUAGCGCUAGGCGCCAUGUGCCAAGGGGCGGCUGGCAAGCGCCGUGCUCCUCAGCCGAGUGAGCGUCCCGAAGUCCUAAUCCCACGGAUUCUGAACGAAUGCCAACACACGCAGACUCCACACCUGCGUACCAUAAAGGAGCUUGUGAAAUGCCGGGCAGAGCAUCGCGAGACUUUUUUCUCCGUUCUGUGUAACUCCUUGCGCCCGAUUCUUCUGAUUCAAGAGAAGGAGCCAAGCGUGGAGAGAGUUGUGAAGUAUGUGUCCGCAUUUUCAGCAUAUCGUGAUGAGGAGCACGAGGAGGAUUGCAACUUGUUUGUGGAGGAGUUUCUGAAGUAUUUGUUGGUGCUAGUAGAUGCUGCUAACAAGACUGUUCGCUUUCGGGCUUCUCAGUUGAUUGCAGAGGUUAUGACACGGUUAGCAGAUGACGUGGAGGUCAGUGAUGAGCUAUGGGAGGAAUUAAUUGGAAGCAUGCAGACGCGUAUGCAGGACAAAGUGCCUGCAGUGCGCGUGAACGCAGCUCGGGCCCUGGCUCGAUUGGUAUCUGGCGACGAGAACGAUUCCACCGUGGCUGCUUAUCUACAAUCAUUAGAAACGGACCGUAGUGCGGAUGUACGCAAAAUGGUUGUUCUGUCCAUUCCAGCUGUAAAUUCUACGAUUGUACCAAUUUUUGAACGCACCAUGGACGUUAGUGAUAGCGUUCGGAAAGCGGUGUACUUGUUCUUUGCAAGCAAGCUUCCCCUCAACAUGUUGAGCAUCAUGCAAAGGGCGAAGGUCCUCCAACGAGGUUUGGCCGAUCGUGUACCAGCCGUUCAAGCUGAGUGUAUGAAUAUGCUCAAGUCGUCGUGGUUGAAUCGGGAUUGUGAUGGAGAUGUUAUUGCCCUGCUCCGCUAUCUGGAUGUUGAAACGAAUGAGAAAGUGGGCGAGUUAGUCUUGAAUGAACUCUUGAAGCACGAUGCCAUCAAACCCAAUGAAAGAGAGGGACUGCGGCAAUUUCUCCUUCCUUUGACAUCAAAUGCCGCAGAACAUGGAGACUACGAAGCACAGCUGAUGGGUGCAGAGCAAGCCCUAUAUUGGCGUGUUGUAUGCACCAAUUUACAUGCACAGGCACAGGCGAAGGGGAACGAAGCCGCUAAUACUGGAGGCGCACAGGCUGCACUCAAUGCAGCAACUGCUGCUGAUGUCAAUGAAUUACUCGAUUCCAUCCUACCUCCGACCGUCGCAUCAUAUGUUGAACUCGUCACUGCUCACUUAAAUGCAGGGCCAAGACACCGAUUCGCGGCACGGCAGCUAGUGCUUUUAGCCACAGUUCUGGACUUCAGUGACAGUACUAAUCGGAAGGUUGCCGGAACCCUUGUCAAGACUCUCUUGCUAGCCGAGGCUCCUGACAGUCAAGAUGUAGUUCAUGAAAUCAACUCCGAAGUGUUUGUAGGUGACGGGCUGAGCCUCGGAGGUGAUCAAGAAUGGGCUGCAGCAGUUGCAGAGCUUGCAGUGAAAGUCUACUCUGAGCAAGGAGAGUAUGCGAAAGUACUUGCCGAUGCUAUUUUACGAUUGGGUCAACCUUGUCGUGAUGGAGGGGCUGAAGCUAGCCAGUGGUUGCAUUGUCUUGCUGUGACAAGUCUUUUGCUAGAAAGGAUCAAGUCGUUACGUCAACUUGCAGGAUGUGCAAUUGGAAGUCAAGAAAUCGUUGACGCCCUUCUUGUUCCAGCUGUAAAGCACGUCCACCCUGAGGUGCAAAAGGCUGGCGUUCGAUGCUUAGGCCUGUUUGGUCAGUUGUCAACAAAAGCUACCCCAACUGUGAUCAGGCAACUACGACUAUCUUUUUCGAGUGGUAUUUCAAUUGUUCAGAAUAUGGCUAUCAAGGCUCUGUUCGAUCUAAUAUUAUGCCAUGGAGCCACAACUUUGGAUCAAGCCAUUGGUAUUGACUGUAAUCGGGGGCCUGUUCCUGAGCCUUACCAACUGGAAACGAAGCUCCCUGCAGGAAAUGCUGAAUAUGGUCUCGAAGAAGACGUAGCCACUGCUAUGCGUAAGCCCCUACUAGAGCUGUUGAUGUCGUUGUUAGACUCUGAAACCAUUUAUGAGGAAAUGGAGGAGGAUUCUGCUGAAGAACUGGAGACUUCAAGAAGCUUGGGUGCGGAAGGAUUUGCAAAGUUGUUGCUGCAGAGUAAGCUGUUCAAAGAUAUUCAGGCUAUUGAAGAUUCUGUACUAGCAAAACUUCUGCGGUUGUACUUCAACGAUGAUUUGGAAAUAUCACUCAGACUACAACAAUGUUUGUCAGUAUUCUUCAACAAUUACUCUGUGUUGUCCGCUGAGAACAAGAAAUGUAUCGCCAAAACAUUCAUUCCUGUGAUGCGGGCUGAGUGGCCUGGAGUGUAUGGCAAUAAAGGAAUAGCAACAGCCUUGGUUUCAGCCAAAAAGAGGGCAACACAGUUAUCUCGGUUUAUGCUGCAGCUUUUGCAAAAUCCGUUGCUGGUGACUUCCCAGCAAAUAGAUGGAAAUACUAGCAGCAGUUUGCUUGACGUAGGCCUUGAGAGGCUGGCUAUUAACAUCGCCGUGGAGGUCACUCGAUUAUCUGCAGAUAGUAGUGCUGCUGGUAAAGCUUACAUGGUGGCUAUAGCAAGGAUUGCUGCUGCAUUAGAGUUCCGACCCUCAGCCCAGGAUGAAAUUAAGUGCAUGAUUCAGCUUCUUGGCCCUAUGAUGGAUGCGGUUGCUGGUGACAAGCUACUGCAUAAAGAACUUAAAGAAUUGCUCAGGCACUUAAAAUCUAUGGAUUGUAACCCAGAGCAAUCCCUUUCGGAUGAACAGUUUCAAAACUUUCUCGCUAAAUUUGGGCUGAAUCUUCCAUCAGGAGAUUACAAGGACGAGGAGCUAGCCGUCACUCCUGCAGCAAAGUCCAGAACAACUCCAAAAAGACAAUCUACUACAAAACGUAUAAGGAAAACUCCAGCAGUUGUAGAAUCACCAGUGAUCGUUGGGAUCUCUCGCUCUCCUCGUCAGAGCAAAUCUGAAGCUCUGCAACGACUCUCCUUCUCAGCGGCAAAGCAACGAUCAGAUGAAUCGGAUGAUUCCGACGAUUUCAGAAGUGAACCCGAAGAGGAUGAUGACGCGUGCCCUGAGGUGGUAGAUUUGAAACUAACUACCAACUCUGAUUUAAAACAGCUGGUAGUCCAAGAAAUAGCAGUUCAUUCAACGUCGGCUGAAACGUCAGGAGUUGCAGCCUUAAGCGACGCAUCAAGUGUAGAAUCUGCUGAUGAGGAGAAUGCAAUUUUAGAACCAAGGCGUUCUAAACGAAGUAGUCGUGCAACGACCCUGGUCGAAGCCGAAUCUAAGAGAAUCACUCGUAACAGGACUGCAGCAAAAACAAAGAAUGAAGUCUCAUUGCCUGCUCGACCUAGAACUAGACGCCAAGUGUCAAUGUCCGCCUCACAGAGUUCUGGAGUGAGUGGCCAAACCCUAAGCAUUACAACGGAAGAUGAAGCCGAUUCUGGCAACAGCAAAGCAGCCCUAUCUAAGCAGGCUGUUGCACAAGAGUCCGGUGACAACGACCCUGAUUUCAAACGAUUACCUAAGAAGGGUGAGAAAAAGAGCGUGGCUGCGGCCAAGGGACCGACUACGCGUGCACGCACGGCCUGGAAGUGAUAUAUUAACUCCGCAUUCAACGUGGACUGUAUAUUUUGACUCAACGAAGGUAAACGUCAUUAUGGUCAUUUUCAAUACUAGUUAGUUAUUUCCCCUCGAAAUUCUACCUAGCAGGUCUGUUUCUUAAUGUUGGCCACUUAGCAAUCAACUUCUCCCUGUUGAUUUUGAAAAUAUCUUCUUUGGAAUGUAAUGUUGGAAUAGUAUGCUGAAAUUAAAGUGGUUUAAAUACUGUCUUCAUUUUCUUAAAUAGCUUAUCCGAUAUAUUAUUUACGAAAUUUGGAGUAAGGAAUAUGUAAAAUAUUAUACAAACUUUUCUACCCCUACUUGUUGAAUUGCCGCCGUUCUUUUAAUUAAGCCGGUUGUAUAUCUGCAAGACUAAAUAAGAAAAUUAUAAUACCAAUUAAAAAUUA